AUGUUGGAUAUAUUGAAUAGAAUUGAUAAUAAAACAAGUUUAAACCGAAAACGAUUGAAAUCAACAACAACAACUGAAUCAACUGAAUUUUCAUAUAUAACUGGUUUUCGUUCGGAAAAUAUCCUGGCCAUAAUUGAUACAUAUGAAAAAGAUUAUACGACAAAAAAUUGUACAGUGUUUAAUGUUGAAAAAUUUCAAGAUCAAGAAAAACCAGAAGAAUUAAUUCGUAAUCAUCCUGCACUUUAUGUUUAUCAAUUGAAAUAUAUUGAUUAUAAUUUAUUAUUAUCAUUGAUACGUCGGUCAUGUACAAUGAAAUCGUUGGAGCAACAAAGUGUUAAUGAAGUUGGUGAAAAAAGUAGCGAUUUUGACGCAGACGAUGAGGAAAUUUCAUCAAAUUUAGCAUCAAUAUUGAAACAAAUUGAUAAUCAAACAACAUGGCAUGCACCGAAAACAUUGUGGUGUGGUACAGAUUUAACCACCACCACCACCAUUAUGAAUGAUUAUUGGAAUUUGGGCCCGGCUAGAUUUGUUGAUAUUUGUUGUCGUGAACAUGAAUAUUGUUCAAUCGUACUUAGACCAAAUGAAAAACGAUACAAUUUAUUUAAUGAAAGUUUAUUUAAAAUGUAUCUUUGUCAAUGUGAACAAUUUUUUUAUGAUUGUCUUAAACGUAGAAUACGUUUGGGAAAAAAUUACGGUGAUGUAAUUAGAAAUGUUUAUUUUAAACGAUCAAAUCUAAAAUGUUUACAACCAAUCGAUUGUAAUGCUGGUUGGAUUUUCGAUAAUGAAUGGCAA
Molecule: messenger RNA, 792 nt
Organism: Dermatophagoides pteronyssinus (European house dust mite)
Lineage: Eukaryota; Metazoa; Arthropoda; Arachnida; Sarcoptiformes; Pyroglyphidae
Product: acidic phospholipase A2 PA4-like
Biological process (GO): arachidonate secretion; phospholipid metabolic process
Molecular function (GO): A2-type glycerophospholipase activity
Source: RefSeq, a predicted model, not a curated record